UCGUUUCGCUCCUCGGCCGAGCAGGCCGCGGCGUCCCGCCCCUCUCAGGUCCGAGGACGUCCCGGCUCUGCCUCCCGCCUCCCGCGGCCAAACCGGGGUUUUAUUUCUCUCUGACGGUUUUUCCAUUAUUCCACCGGCUGAACGCCAGUCCUCCUCCCUCCCCAAGCUCGGGCUGGCUUCCUGCGGCGCCUCGGCCUGCCCGCGAGUUCCCGUUGGCCCAUCGCCGUCACUGGAAGGAGAUGGGGGAGCGGCCCGGGCGAGCGGCGGGUUAUGAGAGGAAGUUUUCCCUGCGGGCAGGAGAGGAGCUGGUCGGUCCCCGCGCGGCCCUGCUGGCUGCGGGUUCCGGGUGUGACGUAGUGGGGACCAUCGGGGACACCUGGCAACCUCGGCCGCAGGUCCGGAGCUAAAUGCUGCGUGCAGCAGUGUUUAUUUUGGCCGAAGGUUUUUAAAAAGCUUUGAGACUGCCUUUUAAACUUCCACACCUGUUACCGAUGAAACUUCGAAAUCACUGGGCGCGCAUCCCUGCGCGGCCGAGGUUCCCGAGAGUUGGGUAGCGGUUGCCCCUUCCAGCGAGUCCGAGGCUUUCCAGUCCGACACGCUCUCCCCCGAGCCCUGUCACCUGGAAGGCCGACCCAGCAUCUUCGUGUAGGCUCCUGCGUGGCCAAGUGUACAGGCAGUGUGUUCCUGUCGUGGCUAACUUUAAGAAGCGCUGCUUCUCAGACUUGAUAAGACCAUGGCACAGAACUGUGGCAGUUGGAUUUGGUGUGACCCUGUGUGCAGUUCCUAUCGCACAGAAAUUGGAGCCUCAUUCUCUUAGUAAUGAUGCAUUAAUGAGGAGGGCUGUGUCUUUGGUAACAGAUAGCACCUCCACCUUUCUCUCUCAGACCACAUAUGCAUUGAUUGAAGCAAUCACUGAAUAUACUAAGGCCGUUUAUACCUUAAUUUCUUUGUACCGACAAUAUACAAGUUUACUUGGGAAAAUGAAUUCACAGGAGGAAGAUGAAGUGUGGCAGGUGAUCAUAGGAGCCAGAGUUGAGAUGACUUCAAAACAACAAGAAUACCUGAAGUUGGAAACCACUUGGCUGACUGCACUUGGUCUUUCAGAGAUGGCGGCAGAAGCUGCAUACCAAACUGGAGCAGAUCAGGCCUCGAUAACUGCCCGGAAUCACAUUCAGUUGGUGAAGUCGCAGGUACAGGAAGUGCGUCAGCUGUCCCAGAAAGCAGAGACCAAGUUGGCAGAAGCACAGACGGAGGAGCUCCGUCAGAAAACACAGGAGGAAGGGGACGAGAGGGCCGAGCCGGAGCAGGAGGCCUACCUGCGUGAGGAUUGAGUGCCCGGCUGCUGCCCACGUCUGCGGGCUCAGCCUGGGGAAGGCGGGGCCGGCCCAGCCUUCCCUGCACGGAGAGGACACAGCAGGUCCUGCCCUGGCCCAUCAGGCCCGAGGCAGUAGUGAGCUGGGAGCGCCUGCACCCCCCCACCCCAUGGACCUGGUUCUUACCCCUGGGGCACUGCACCCUGUUUAACAUUUGACCCCAGUCUGCACAGCUUCCCAUGCACCCAUCCUUUUACCUCUCACCCAGGGCAUCUCGGCAGCCUGGCCAGAGAGAGGGGUCCUUUUUUGUCAUGCCCAGACAAGUUCAGUAGCUGUUUAACUUCCGUUUCCAGUCUUACAUUUUCAAAUAUGAUUUAGUCUUUGCUCCCCCCAUAGGAAUGUGCAUUUUGGGGGGGGGAGGGGAGCCUGUUCAUAAGAUUUCUUUUUAAGUGUUUCUAAUGCCUUCUGUGAUCUAGCCCCAUUGCCUGUAAGGACAGCGAAGCCUAGGAGCCAAAAGUCCAUUAUCCUUAAGGAACUGAAAGUAGAGCGUUUACCUGGUGCUCAAUAGGACACGUUCCAACACAUGCUUCUUGUUUCCUUCUUUCCUUCGAGUUUCUCUAUUGUAUCUGAAGGAGAAUAAUUUUUGUUUUGCACUUCAAAAAGAACAUGUUUGUGUGUAUAUUCU
Callorhinus ursinus (northern fur seal) is the source of this 1998-nucleotide messenger RNA. It is a transcript of the gene DIABLO, whose product is annotated as diablo IAP-binding mitochondrial protein. Gene Ontology annotation, cellular component: mitochondrion. Gene Ontology annotation, biological process: neuron apoptotic process; intrinsic apoptotic signaling pathway in response to oxidative stress. Lineage: Eukaryota; Metazoa; Chordata; Mammalia; Carnivora; Otariidae. The record is from RefSeq and is a predicted model, not a curated record.